AUGGACGAGAAUGGAUCUCUCUAUGUCGUUGACAAAGGAAGACAUGAAGUGAGACGAUAUCGAAGAGGAGAAUCGAAAGGAACAGUGGUUGCAGGUGGCAAUGGAAGUGGAAAUCGUCUUGAUCAACUCAAUGAGCCAACAUACGUAUUCGUCGAUCGAGAUCAUUCAGUGUACGUAUCUGAUUGGAACAACCAUCGUGUGAUGAAAUGGUUGAAAGAUACAAUACAAGGCAUUGUUAUGGCUGGCGAUCAAGGACGAGGAAAUGAUCAUAUACAAUUGUCAUAUCCUCGAGGAUUCGUUGUCGAUCAAUUAGGCGCUGUCUAUGUGGCUGAUGCAGGAAAUGAUCGAAUCAUGCGUUGGCCCAAAGGAGCCACACAAGGAAGUGUCAUUGUUGGUGGAAAUGGUCAAGGAGGAAACUCGAAUCAACUCAAUUGGCCCUUUGGUUUAUCAUUCGAUCGACACGGCAAUCUCUAUGCCGUCGAUCGCUAUAAUCAUCGAGUACAAAAAUUUAACAUUGCCUCAAAUUCUUAA
Molecule: messenger RNA, 531 nt
Organism: Rotaria sp. Silwood1
Lineage: Eukaryota; Metazoa; Rotifera; Eurotatoria; Philodinida; Philodinidae
Source: the annotation of a GenBank genome assembly